UGGAGCGCUGGGCGGAGUGGCGCGAACGGAGGGUUGGGAAGAAGGGGGACGGGCGCGAACCCGGGCGCGGCCGGACCCUGGGGCCCCGUCCAGUCGCCGUCGCCCUCGGCCGCGCUGCGGGUGCCUGCUGCCAUGUCCUUCGUGCCGGUGCCCGCGGACUCGGACUUCCCGAUCCAGAACUUGCCCUAUGGCGUCUUCUCCACCGCGGGCCGGCUGAAACCCCGGAUUGGAGUGGCUAUCGGGGAUCAGAUCUUGGACCUCAGUGCCAUUGCACACCUCUUCACUGGACCUGUCCUCUGCCAGCACCAGCACGUCUUCCAAGAGUCAACUCUCAACAGCUUCAUGGGCUUGGGCCCGGCUGCCUGGAAGGAGGCGAGGGCAUACCUGCAGGACUUGCUGUCUGCCAGCCAAGCCAGGCUCAGAGAUGACACUGAGCUCCGGAAGCGGGCCUUCGUCUCCCAGACCUCUGCCACCAUGCACCUUCCAGCCACCAUCGGAGACUACACGGAUUUCUAUUCCUUCCGGCAACACGCCACCAACAUCGGUAUCAUCUUCCGGGGAAAGGACAACGCCCUCAUGCCCAACUGGCUGCACUUGCCUGUUGGCUACCAUGGCCGGGCCUCCUCCGUGGUGGUGUCCGGCACCCCAAUCCGAAGGCCCACGGGGCAGAUGAGACCUGACAAUUCCAAGCCUCCUGUAUACGGCGCCUCUAAACUCCUGGAUAUCGAGUUGGAAAUGGCCUUCUUUGUAGGUCCUGGGAACCGGUUUGGGGAGCCGAUCCCCAUCUCCAAGGCCCAUGAGCACAUCUUCGGGAUGGUUCUCAUGAACGACUGGAGUGCUCGGGACAUCCAGCAGUGGGAGUAUGUCCCACUGGGCCCAUUCCUCGGGAAGAGCUUUGGGACCACCAUCUCCCCAUGGGUGGUCCCCAUGGAGGCCCUCAUGCCCUUCGUCCUGCCCAACCCUGAGCAGGCCCCCCAGCCCCUGCCCUACCUCUGCCAUGACCGGCCGUAUUCCUUCGACAUCCGGCUCUCGGUCGCCCUGAAAGGUGAAGGCAUGCAGCAGGCCGCCACCAUCUGCACGUCCAAUUUUAAGUACAUGUACUGGACCAUGCUACAACAGCUCACGCACCAUUCCGUCAACGGCUGUAAUCUCCGGCCCGGGGACCUCCUGGCUUCUGGAACAGUCAGUGGGCCGGAUCCUGAGAGCUUCGGCUCCAUGAUGGAACUGUCGUGGAGAGGCGCCAAGCCCAUCACACUGGGCGCGGGGCAGAGCAGGACAUUCCUGCUGGAUGGGGACGAGGUCAUCAUCACAGGUCACUGCCAGGGAGAUGGCUACCGCGUGGGCUUUGGCCAGUGCAGUGGGAAGGUGCUACCGGCCCUCUCGCCUCUGUGACACACCCACCCAGCCUCGGCUGACCUUUAGCCCGGCCCGUGGGGCUGGAAUAAAGACCCAGUGUCCUGAA
Messenger RNA from Dipodomys spectabilis (banner-tailed kangaroo rat), 1462 nucleotides. RefSeq names its product fumarylacetoacetate hydrolase (gene Fah). NCBI's taxonomy places the organism in Eukaryota, Metazoa, Chordata, Mammalia, Rodentia, Heteromyidae. Gene Ontology annotation, molecular function: fumarylacetoacetase activity. The coding region runs from base 133 to 1392 and encodes 419 amino acids. The transcript is spliced from 14 exons. The record is from RefSeq and is a predicted model, not a curated record. Gene Ontology annotation, biological process: L-phenylalanine catabolic process; homogentisate catabolic process; L-tyrosine catabolic process.